Castor canadensis (American beaver) is the source of this 672-nucleotide messenger RNA. It is a transcript of the gene Tmem225, whose product is annotated as transmembrane protein 225. Gene Ontology annotation, biological process: negative regulation of phosphatase activity. NCBI's taxonomy places the organism in Eukaryota, Metazoa, Chordata, Mammalia, Rodentia, Castoridae. The record is from RefSeq and is a predicted model, not a curated record.
AUGGUGAAUUUUUCUAACAAAAAUAUUCAGACCAUCAACAUACUCUUCUCCUCCUUUGCCUUAAUCUUGCUGGUAAUAGGCGUCAUCAUGGAUGAAUGGGUUGAAUUGAUCCCCAAAAUAAAAAAGAACAAGAUUAGUCACAGUCCAUGGAUGACAUGUUGCACUUCUAUUUGGCCAGAAGAUGACCUGGAAGUGGUCAGGAUCAUGAUGAUGUUGAUCCUCGGCCUUUCCUUCCACGUUAACUUGAUCAUGGGUUUGCAAUUCACCUGUAUACUUCCUCAAAAUAAAUAUAUGCACUUCAUCAUUGCCUUCCUCAGUUUCUUCACAGGUUUGCUUCUACUUUGUACACUGAUAAAAUAUCACCUUAACCUAAUUCAAGGUCAAUCCAUAUACUUCUCGGGCUUCAAGAUCACCUGGGUCAUUUUGACUGCCUACGCAUCCAUUGUCUUUUUUAUUACCUGUGGUGUCCUCUGCCUCAUUCAGUGCAAGUGGUGCACCAGCUGUGGCUGCCUGAAAACCCUCAAGUCUGAUGAAGACCUACGGCAAGGUGGGAGUUCUAUCAAAGUCAUUUCAGAACGCACAGCAAUGCCUCGCAGCAUUGUCCGUGUGCAAUCCACGAACAUGAAUUUAAAGGAAAACUUUACGAACAAACCACGCGUCGCAGACCGCCAU